AUGAACCCAAGAAACCCUCCAUCGCGUGCCUCUGAUCUCCUGCGGCACCGAAGAACCACGGAGCAGUUCCAGUACGGCCACCACGUGCGGCUGCGGAGCCGAGAGACCGGCACGUACUUGCACGCCGACGAGGACGAACGUCGCUUCUCCCUCCAUCACCGUCGGGCGUCCAUGAACGCGGCCUGGGCGGUACACAUUUACCAGGGAGAUGGCGAUUCCCGGUACGUUCUCCUCCACAGCGCCGCCUACGGCAGCUACCUCGCCGCCACGAACGCGUCGCUGCCGCGAGGCCACAGCGGACGCCAUGUCGAGAAGUGCGACUACGAGCCGUGGGAGGAGGAGUACAUCAGGUGGCAGGCCGUCAGGGUCGGCUCAGGGGACGACGUCGUGCUCCGCAACGUCGCCGGACACCUCCGCGCCAACGGGAGGUACAUCAGCGUGGACGACUUCAACAUCAUCGGCACGAUGAUGCACUGGGUCGUGGAGCGCAUCCCCGCCAGGGACGACACGCCUCGCCUUGCAGCUUCGACUGGGCCCACGCACAGCUGUGGUACCCGGAUGUCGAUGCAGAGUAGAGAAAGAUAAGAGCAGGAUUCCUGACAGUCCACCUCUUCAGAAGUGUCGCCGCCUCGGACACGAUGACAUGAAAAUUCAGAACUGCAUUUCACAUUGAGAUAUAGGUUUAGGAAGCGUCUCUUGUGUCUGUUAGCAUAGAUAAACUUGAUUCAUUCUCCAGACAGGAGGAACCUGUCUAUUUUACUCUUGUGGUUCUAAAUUUCAGAACCUAUGUGAAGAAAUUAUACAUUGGCAUUGGUCUGUAAUGAUUGUGUUCUUAGUGUGGCUGGUACUUCAGCGUUGCCAGUUGCAUUUCUCUAAGAUGUCAACUUGAGAACCUCUGUGAACAGUUAUGCAAUGGCAUUGGUUUGUAAUGUUUGUGUUCUUA
Molecule: messenger RNA, 943 nt
Organism: Hordeum vulgare subsp. vulgare (domesticated barley)
Lineage: Eukaryota; Viridiplantae; Streptophyta; Magnoliopsida; Poales; Poaceae
Exons: 2
Coding region: 1-585 (194 amino acids)
Source: RefSeq, a predicted model, not a curated record